AGUUGACAGUUGGCAGAGCCACGGAGUGUUUUCAAAAGCUUAGAUUUUUUGUGGCACUAAACAUUUGUUUUUUCGAAAAAUAAAUCUUCGGCAUUACUUUUCUGUGAAAAAUUUAUUCAGGUGCGUCGCAAAACUCACAUAUUGAUCAUAAAAUUUACAAAAAUAUAGGUUCAUCUCAUAAUUCGUAAAAAUUAAGGCGAUAAAUGCAAUAAUUAUGUCUGUAACAAAGCGGAAACGUACACUUGAGGAUGAGAAGUUAAUUGAAAAUGGAGAUACAAUAAGCGAAACUGGAGAGAGUAAUAUCAAAGGGGAUGAAUUGAAUAUUGCUGUGUUAUUGUUCCUGUACACUCUACAAGGUAUUCCUCUAGGCCUCGCUGGUGCUGUGCCAAUGCUACUCCAGAAUAGAGGAAUAACUUAUACUCAACAGGCAGAAUUUAGUUUUGUAAACUGGCCAUUCAGUAUCAAGUUACUAUGGGCUCCUAUAGUGGAUGCCAUGUAUUGGCCAGCAUUUGGGAGACGGAAGACGUGGCUAGUACCAGUGCAAUACUUGAUUGGAAUCGUCAUGAUCAUCAUGUCAAGCAGUGUGUCAGGGUGGCUGGGUUCUGAUAGUGAAGCCCCGUCUAUGAUGUGCCUCACUGUGUCUUUCCUAUUUCUUAACUUUUUGGCUGCAACACAAGACAUUGCUGUGGAUGGAUGGGCUCUUACUAUGUUGAAAAGGUGUAAUGUUGGACAUGCAUCAACAUGUAACACUGUGGGCCAGACUGCUGGCUUUUUCCUGGGCUAUGUAUUAUUCUUGGCUUUGGAAUCUCCAUACUUCUGCAAUAAAUACCUGAGAAAUGAACCUAUUGAUUCUGGGCUUGUCACUCUCUCCAGUUUUCUUUUAUUUUGGGGCUGGAUUUUUAUUAUUACUACAACAUUUGUGGCUUUCUUGAAGCAUGAAGCCAAUGACGUGGCCGAUACCAAGGAAAGUCAAGUGAAGGGAAUGGGCGACAUUUUGAAUGCAUACAAACAACUGUAUACCAUUGUGAAGCUGCCUGCUGUACGCACUUUAGCUUUGGUGCUUUUUACAGCUAAGCUUGGAUUUAGUGCCAGCGAUGCUGUGUCAGGUCUUAAGCUGGUGGAAGCAGGAGUGCCUCGUGAAGAUCUGGCUUUGCUUGCUGUACCAUUAGUGCCAGUGCAAAUUUUGAUGCCUAUAAUAUUAGCAAAGCACACAACAGGUCCAAAACCACUAUCUUUAUGGCUACGAGCAUUCCCUUUGCGGUUGCUAGUGGGCCCACUAGCCGCGGCACUAGUGGCUGUCACACCUUCGCUACUUGGCGACUCCGGCCCUUCAUAUACGUACCUAUUCGUACUAAUGACACUGUAUAUAUUCCACCAGACAUGUUUGUACUGUAUGUUUGUGGCCGUAAUGGCAUUCUUUGCGAAAGUCUCCGACCCAGCCGUCGGCGGCACGUACAUGACGCUCCUCAACACAGUGUCUAACUUAGGGACCAACUGGCCUAACACCCUUGCUCUGUGGGCAAUAGAUCACUUGACUUUUAAGACAUGCUCAUCGAACCAAAUGAAUGAUAACACUUGCUCAUCGCCCCUGGAGACUGAGCAUUGCAAAACAAAUGGCGGGACGUGCGUCACGCGUAUUGACGGUUUUUAUAUAGAGACGGCAAUUUGUCUCGUAGUCGGUUUCUUGUGGCUGCAGUGGGGAAGACCCACGAUCAACCGGUUACAGCGACUAUCCGCCUCGGCCUGGCAAAUCGGAAAGCUGAACAGAUAAGACUGAUCUACAUUCCGUUACAUCUAUGGUUAAAUCAGGGAAAUAUGACAAUGAAAACUGCCAGUGGUUUCCAUUCAUAAAUAAAAUUUAAAAACCUUAAUUCUGGAGCAUGUCUACUGCCAAUUUAAAAUAUUUUCAGUAGACAUGCUUCUUUGUUAAACAACGGAACUAAAAUAUUUUCGUAUAAAAUAAUAACUUACAUUUUGUAACUCUCUUAUACAUAUAAAGAUGUGAAAUAUAGGUGCAAUACAUUAUUUUACCAAAGUCAUUGGAUGCAACAGUAAUUAUUUCAAAAUGAGAAAUAUUCAUGAUCUUGUUUUACAUACAUUCUUGCCAUUUAAGAAGGCAUUCAAUUUCUAUUGUUUUAUUUUAAUAUAUAUUUUUGAUCCAAUGGCUACUUUGAAUAAGUAGUUAUAGCAAUUACUUUUAUUUAAAAAAAUGAUUUCUUUUUCUCCGUAAUUUUCCCCUCGAAUUAUUUACUAAGAUUAUUGUGAUAAUAUAGGUUUCUAUUUAUUUUUAUGAAAUUAUGUUGAAAGUGCAAAUAUUAAUCUAUAUGAUAGGUUUCAGUAUUUAACUUAAUUAAAAACGGGUGGAAAGAAAAAGUAUAGUGUCAGUGAAUUAUACAUUUUAUGUACACAUCAACAAAUAUACAGUUACAAUAACAACAAUUCUAGUGUUCUAUAGAAUCUGUUAACAAUUAAACAUACAUGUGACCAUAGACGUAGAAAAAAAGGCAGGCGGAGUUUUACAAUACGGCAAAAUGAAGCACUAAUAGUAUGCCGGCCCACUGUAUAUAUACGCGCCUGACGCACAAAUUCUCACCAAUAGUGUGACAGUCGGCCGCCAUUACGUCAUAGAUAUCUCACGAAAUAACAAGUUUCACUCACACAUGCGUACAACGCCGCUAUUACUAUGUUUCACUUUUUUUUCAAGCCACACUCCGUCCACCUUCUUUUCUACGUUAAUGCAUGUAACUAAUAAGUACGUAAAAUGUUAUAUCAGUUUUCUAACAAUAAAUUAAAAUUUUAUGGCACCAUAACUUUUCUCAAUACAUACAUAUAGUCACGUCUAUAUCCCUUGCAGGGCAGACAAAUCCAACGGUCUUGAAAGGCCGCGUUUAGUUCAAUAAACCGCAUAAUUGCAAGCCAAAUCUUGAAUCAACCCUUAUUUUCAACAGUCAUUUUAUCUGCUAUUUUUGUCGUAACCAUAAGGUUAAUAAAGUACAGCCAUAUAAAAUGACCUUUGGUAGAUUUUUUUUCAAUGGAUAGAAAUUAACAUAUUUGUUCCAAUGAAUGUGUUAUAAAUAAGAUUAUACAGCUUUCGGAAGCACCAGUCAAUUAUAAAUAAUAAGCUGGUUUAUAUUUUAAACAUGAAGCUAAAUUAUUGUGCUAAAUUGCCAUAUUUUAGUGCGUUCUGUCUUAAACACUUGUUAUAUAUAAUAAAAAUAAUGGAAGUCUAAAAGACAACUAAUAUUCAGCUUUAAUAUAUAAAUUUAGAAUUUCUUUAACUUUCUCAUUUACCAUUUGUCUUACGUUAUUUCUAAAUUUAUGCUCCAUUUUUUAUUGACAUCAUAAUAAAUACAAAUAAUUUUGUUAUAUAGAUAGGUACAAAAACCAUUUAGCUAAA
Molecule: messenger RNA, 3397 nt
Organism: Amyelois transitella
Lineage: Eukaryota; Metazoa; Arthropoda; Insecta; Lepidoptera; Pyralidae
Product: acetyl-coenzyme A transporter 1
Exons: 8
Coding region: 215-1771 (518 amino acids)
Cellular component (GO): membrane
Molecular function (GO): acetyl-CoA transmembrane transporter activity
Source: RefSeq, a predicted model, not a curated record